Messenger RNA from Acanthisitta chloris (rifleman), 1512 nucleotides. RefSeq names its product N-acylsphingosine amidohydrolase (acid ceramidase) 1 (gene ASAH1). NCBI's taxonomy places the organism in Eukaryota, Metazoa, Chordata, Aves, Passeriformes, Acanthisittidae. Gene Ontology annotation, biological process: fatty acid metabolic process. Gene Ontology annotation, cellular component: lysosome. The transcript is spliced from 14 exons. Bases 1 to 1128 code for a protein of 375 amino acids. The record is from RefSeq and is a predicted model, not a curated record. Gene Ontology annotation, molecular function: N-acylsphingosine amidohydrolase activity; fatty acid amide hydrolase activity.
AUGCUUACAGGAUUGAAGUAUGCAGAAGAGUGCAGGACUAAAAUGUACCCUCCUUCAGGACCAACGUUCAAAGGGAAUAUACCCACAUAUGUCAUAAAUCUUGAUUUACCUCCCAGCAAAAGAUGGGAUAAGUUGAUGCAUGACAAAAAGACAGAGCUCAAGACUGUGGUCCAGAAUAUUAAAGAUAUAGCAAAUACCUUCUUCCCCAGCGGCAAAGUUGUUGACAUAGUGGAUAACAAAAUAGCUCAUCUGACCGCCACACUUCCCUAUCCUUUCAAUGAAGAACUCCAAGGGAUUGCAGAUUCAUCUGGGAUUCCUUUGGGGGAAAUUGUUAUUUUUAACAUCUUUUAUGAAAUUUUUACCGUAUGUACAUCAAUAGUGGCAGAAGAUAAAACAGGGAAACUGUACCACGCCAGAAACUUGGAUUUUGGACUCUUUCUAGGGUGGGAUGUUAAAAAUAAUUCCUGGACUGUAACUCGGGAACUGAAGCCUUUAGUGGUACUCUUGGACUUUCAGAGAAACAACAAAACUGUAUUCAGGUCUACGAAUUUUGCAGGAUACAUAGGCAUGGUGUCUGGAGUCAAACCAGACUUGUUCACUCUGACAAUGAAUGAGCGUUUCAGUCUUGACGGUGGUUAUGUGGGAAUCUUCGAGUGGUUUCUUGGUAGAAGAGAUGGUAUGUGGAUGGGCUUUCUUACAAGGACAGUAUUAGAGAAUGCUACAAGUUACCAAGAUGCAAAAGACAGACUGGCAAAAACAAGACUGCUGGCUCCAGCUUACUUUAUACUGGGUGGAAAAAAUUCUGGAGAAGGGUGUGUGAUAACUCGUUCCAGGACAGCUGCUCUGGAUAUCUGGGACCUUGAUAUCAAGAAAGGCACGUGGUAUGUGUUAGAAACAAACUAUGAUCGCUGGAAGCCUCCACUAAUACUGGAUAAUCGUAGAGGACCUGCAAUGAAAUGCCUGAACCAGACAACACAAGAGAAUCUCACCUUACCAGCAAUUUAUGAUGUUCUCUCCACAAAGCCUGUCCUCAAUAAGCUGACUGUGUGCACAACGCUGAUGGAGGUGUAUAAUGGUCAUACAGAGACUUACCUGCGGGAAUGCCCAGAUCCCUGUAGUCCUUGGUAGUCCUGUACCUUUCCUGUGUUGGAAACUGCUUGUCUGAACUGGAGGUCCUGCACGAAAAAAUACUACUGGAAAGAGAUUCCUCAGUCUAACUCCUUUCUUCAGAAAUCUAAUGGCUAUGUAGAAAUGUCAGCUUCUGACAGUGAAGGACCCUCUCACAAUGGACUUUCUUGCUUUCUAAUCAGCAGUUCUGCUGACAAGAAGUGUAUCCUAAUGAGUGUCUGGUGUGAUUUCAGCCAUUUCUGCCAAAUGAGUUCAGCAGUUAGCUCUAGAGCUCUUCAGUCUUGACAGUAUUCUUGGUUUGUUGUUGGUUGUGGGUUUGUUAAUUUUUGUUAUUUGAUUUAGUUUAUUUAGAUUAAAGUGCUUCUAAAGCACACAAGUUAAAAU